GUGGGCCCCGCCCCGGAAACACGAAAGAGCCGAAUUAAGCUCCCCACUCCUCUUUCCUCUCCCCUCUCCCUCCUCGUCGCCGGAUCCCAAUCGGACCUCAAUUGGAUCUCACCCGGUCGGAUCCGAUACCACCAACCCGGUCCCUACCCGGAUCCGCCACCUCCUCUCCCAAUGGAGGACUUCCCCGGCCUCUUGGCUCGGGACUUCGGGUUCCGCCCGCAGGGCAAAUCCGCGCCCAUGAAAUCCUCGUCCUCCUCCUCUCUCGGAUCCGGAUCCGCCUCCGCCCGACCCAAUAACCACCCAGUCUCCUCCUUCGACGACGUCUUCGGUGGGCCCCCCAAGCGCCCUAUCAAGAACCAACCCCCAUCAUUUGACUCCUUCUUCGACGACCCUAAACCUAACCCUAACCCUAAACCGAAGUACAGCUCGAUGCCGGUGUACGACGAUGAUAUCUUCGACGGGGCGCCGGGGAUCAAGAGCUCGCCGGCGGUUAAGGUGGAGUACGAGGAUGUUUUCGCAUCGUUAUCGAAGGGGGGACGCGCAGAUAAAGGCGGGGAGUAUGAUGAUUUGCUGGGGAAUUUAGGGAGCUCGGGGUCGAAGAAAGAGGCGAAGAGGUCGGAGGAUUUGGGCAGGUUCGAGGAGUUGAUUUCUGGGUUUGGAGGGAGUAGCCCAUCAAGUCGAAGAGAUCAUCCUGAGACCAACCGACAAAAAUCGGAUGAUCCGUCCAAUAAAGCAACUGCCUCUGUUCCAGAAGAUCCCUUUGCAGUUCUGGAAACAACUUCUGGCUCAGCGCAUCCUUCAUCAGGGAUGUCUACCAACCCUUUAGAAAACCUUGGCAGGCCUAUGAACUCUGGAAGUGCGACUGGUGAUGCAUCUCCUCUAAGUGGGGGGGUAUUUGAUGAUAUUGAUGCUUUUGAUGGGCUUGGAAAAUCUGUGCCUGCAUCGACAUCUGAGAAAAAUGAAGGUCGGAAGGACAUGAGUCCCCUAAAGUCUGGUCCAAAUAUAACUCAGGAAAGAUCCUUUGUGGAGACCUUUGACAAUGAUAUACCUAAGACACAGUCCAGGAACCCCUUUGAUUCUAGAAGUAAUCCCGAAAAUCUGAAAUCAAAUGGCAGUCCUGAACAUUUGGAAACAGUUGAUGAUGUGUGGCUUACUGUUUCUGAAAUUCCUCUAUUUACACAACCUACAAGGGCUCCACCACCUUCGAGACCGCCUCCACCAGUUGUCAUUAAAUCAGUACCAUAUGGAAGGACUGGUCCUAGAAGAAAGGAUUACGAGUCAUAUUCAAAGUCCAGUCGUGGUUUCUCAUAUCCUAAAGGUUCAGUGAGGAGACCUGGUGCGACCGGUAUAGAUGAACUUGAAGAUUUUGCCUUGAACAAGCCUCAGGCCAAUCAAUGUGCUGCUACUUUUUCGAGUGAACAUGACAACGAGACCAAUUCAGCUGCAGCAGCUUCUGCAGCUGCUAUGAAGGAGGCCAUGGAUAUGGCUGAGGCAAAAUUUAAGCAUGCUAAGGAGGUAAGAGAAAGAGAUGCAAGAUCUUCUAGGAGUAGAGAAUUUGCACAAGAAAGAGAUGAAGAAGCAACACCAGACAUACAAGAUACGGGAGAUAAAGAGAGAGGAGAAAAUUUAGANAAACUUCAAAAGGAAAGAGAACUUGAGAGGGAAAGAAAUAGACAAGCUGUAGAGAGGGCUACUAGAGAGGCACGUGAUAGAGCAGCAGCUGAGGCUCGCGCAAGAGCUGAAAGAGCAGCUGUCAAUAAAGUAAAUGCUGAAGCACGCCAACGUGCAGAGAAAGCUGCAUUUCAGAGAGCAGCGGCAGAGGCACGUGACAGAGCUUCUGAAAGAGCAGCUGCAGAAGCAAGGGAAAAGGCUGCGAGGGAGAGAGCUGCAGCAGAAUCUCGUCUUAGAGCUGAAAGGGUUGCGAUUGACAGAGCUCAUGCUGAAGCACGAGAAAGGGCUGCUGCUGCAGCUAGAGAGAAACAGUACAAAACUGAAAAUGAUCUCGAGUCCUUCUUUGGUCUGGGUGGUCAUCCCAAUAGCACACCAAAACAAAGGGCUACAACCUCGGAAAAUAUUUUUGACACCAGACCUUCAAGCAGAGGCAGUGCUGAUGGCACAAGGCGAACGUCUCCUGCUUCUUCAUCUGGCCUUAGAAAAGCAUCUUCUGCGACAAAUAUUGUGGACGAUCUUUCUUCCAUUUUUGGGGGUGUGCCAUCAUCUGGUGGAGAAUUUCAAGAAAUUGAAGGAGAGAGUGAAGAAAGGAGAAGAGCCCGACUUGAAAGGCACGAAAGGACACUUGCGCGAGCGGCACAAGCUCUUGCUGAGAAGAACGAGCGAGAUAUGCAAACACAAAGGGAGCAAGCAGAAAGAGAUAGAAUUGGUGAAACUCUGGAUAUUGAGAUAAAACGAUGGGCAGCUGGGAAAGAAGGCAAUUUGCGAGCUUUGCUAUCGACGUUGCAAUAUGUACUUUGGCCUGAGUGUGGGUGGCAAGCUGUCUCAUUGACGGAUUUAAUUACUGCUGCUGCUGUGAAAAAGGUUUAUAGGAAAGCCACCUUGUGUAUCCAUCCUGAUAAAGUGCAACAGAAGGGUGCAAAUCUUCAGCAAAAAUAUAUCGCGGAGAAGGUGUUUGACCUUCUUAAGGAAGCUUGGAAUAAAUUCAAUUCUGAAGAGCUAUUUUGACAAAGUGUUCAGGUACACUGGAUUCUUUGAUUUGCAUGGCUGUCAUGGGGCCGAAAAUUGUAGUUAGUAGUAGCAGCAAAGCUUUGUUAUUAUAAUUAUUAUUGAUAUUAAUAUUCUUUUUUUCGAUUUUUGUGUUUCGUGUAUAUGUCAAUUAAUUUUAUGAUGCUUUUUUGACCCCAAGUUGCUCUUGAAAGAAGAUUUUUUUUGUGUACGACUGUUUGUAAAUUUGUUUCACCUUCAGUUGGUGUUCAUGUCUCCAGGCUCUCCUUUGUUAUUGAAAUUCACCCACGUGUAUUUUUUUACUUUUUUGUUCGUUGCUUGGGACUAUGAAGUUAUUGAGGUCCUAUGCAACUGUAUUUUUUUUAUUUAUUUUGUAUUUCCCCCCCUCUGAUUCA
Molecule: messenger RNA, 3074 nt
Organism: Asparagus officinalis (garden asparagus)
Lineage: Eukaryota; Viridiplantae; Streptophyta; Magnoliopsida; Asparagales; Asparagaceae
Product: auxilin-related protein 2-like
Biological process (GO): clathrin-dependent endocytosis; clathrin coat disassembly
Cellular component (GO): vesicle; cytoplasm; intracellular membrane-bounded organelle
Molecular function (GO): clathrin binding
Source: RefSeq, a predicted model, not a curated record